This is a messenger RNA of Nymphalis io (European peacock), 923 nucleotides long. RefSeq lists its product as uncharacterized. The coding region runs from base 83 to 856 and encodes 257 amino acids. NCBI's taxonomy places the organism in Eukaryota, Metazoa, Arthropoda, Insecta, Lepidoptera, Nymphalidae. The transcript has 7 exons. The record is from RefSeq and is a predicted model, not a curated record.
UGAAAAAUAAUGACUUUACGUUUCAGUUAUAGAAAAUAAAAAUCAGCAAGGUUAUUUUAAUUUGAUUUUACAAAAAUCCACAAUGUUAACCAGUAAAUUGUUUUUGUUAUCUUUUGUUUUAUACAUAAAACAAAUUAAUGCAAGACAAGCAUCAACUCAUCCAGUCUUGGUUGCUCGAUCAUCAUUGGAUUGGAUGCCAAGUAGAGUGAAUUCUCUGUACUCCGAUGUUGGAGCUUGGAGUGGCAAAUUCAGACCAGUAAUGGAUGAAAUAGAAUCAGAUGAAGCAUUAAGAUUUUAUCAAUUUUUAAAUUAUUUGGAUGGAGGAAGUUUUGGAACAGGCCCUAUAGACGAAUUUGUAGAUGCAAUGAAUAGAUUGGCAACAUAUAUGAAACAGCAAAAUAGUCGAGAAACUCAAGUUAGGGGUAUGCGUGAACUAGAAGCGAUAAAUGGAGAAAAAGGCAACAGCAUAAAAACUGUUUUGGAAAUAAGCACCGUUAUCAUGAGGAAAAAACGUAAGUUCUUCUGUACGGGAGAAGUAAAAGAACCUAUUGUUAACAAUAAAAUUAUAUGUAAGGACAGAAUAUUACUUCCAAUUGCUGGAUCGUCUUGCAGAGAUGCUAUUAUGUACUGGCACCCGAGUCUCACCGAGGAACAUUAUUGUGUAGGAGCCCUUGAAACAAAAAGUUCGGUUCACAUAAUGUAUGUAGAAGGUGAACUAUUUUGCAAAGGAGACGACUACUCAAAACGCGAGUAUUUAUUAGCGUGUGAUUUUUAUGAGGAUCAAGAAGCUCCAGUUGCUGAUUUACUGCAAUAUUAUCCGGAUCCUGAUCCGGAAAUAUCUCCAAAAUUGUUUUAAGCCUACUAACAUUUAAAAAAAAUAAACGCAUAUAAAGUUAUGUUUUAAAUGACCUAUAUUAAGACUA